Messenger RNA from Monomorium pharaonis (pharaoh ant), 3835 nucleotides. RefSeq names its product 14-3-3 protein epsilon (gene 14-3-3epsilon). Gene Ontology annotation, cellular component: cytoplasm. Lineage: Eukaryota; Metazoa; Arthropoda; Insecta; Hymenoptera; Formicidae. The transcript is spliced from 5 exons. The coding region runs from base 265 to 1035 and encodes 256 amino acids. Gene Ontology annotation, biological process: signal transduction. The record is from RefSeq and is a predicted model, not a curated record.
GCGAGCGGAGUCCAUCCGCGGAGCUGCUGCGCGAGAGACUGGGAACUGCUUUCGAUUGUUGGCGGGCGCCGCCAUCUUGGUCAGUGAGCCUGCGAGUGGCCUGUAACGUCUCCGUGCGUGCGGUGUGGCUGCGUUGUUUAGUUUUUCGGGCGUUUGUUUGCCGAACGGGUGUACCCGAGAGAGAGAGCGUGGUGCGACACUCCGUCGCGUGGACCCUCCUCGUUUAGCCGUUUUGACCCGUGAGAUCCGCGCGCGAGCCGCACGAUGUCGGAACGGGAGGACAACGUUUACAAGGCGAAACUCGCCGAGCAAGCGGAACGCUACGACGAGAUGGUUGAGGCUAUGAAGAAGGUGGCCUCGUUGGACGUAGAGCUCACUGUUGAAGAAAGGAACCUCCUCUCGGUAGCGUAUAAAAAUGUAAUCGGGGCGAGGAGAGCCUCCUGGAGAAUAAUUUCGAGCAUCGAGCAGAAGGAGGAGAACAAGGGUGCCGAGGGAAAACUAGAGAUGAUCCGCCAGUACCGAUCUCAAGUGGAAAAGGAGCUCAGGGAUAUUUGCGCUGAUAUCCUCGGCGUUUUGGAUAAGCAUCUGAUACCGUGCGCCUCCACGGGAGAAUCCAAAGUCUUCUAUUAUAAAAUGAAAGGUGAUUACCAUCGUUACUUGGCAGAAUUUGCUAUUGGUAACGACAGAAAGGAAGCAGCGGAGAAUUCCCUGGUGGCGUACAAAGCAGCGAGUGAUAUCGCCAUGACGGAGCUACCGCCAACCCAUCCCAUUCGCCUGGGAUUAGCGCUCAACUUCUCCGUGUUCUAUUACGAGAUCCUCAACAGCCCUGACAGAGCGUGUCGCUUGGCGAAGGCAGCCUUCGACGAUGCGAUCGCCGAACUGGACACGUUGUCUGAAGAGAGCUACAAAGAUUCCACUCUCAUAAUGCAGCUCCUCAGGGACAACCUUACCCUAUGGACGUCGGAUAUGCAGGGAGAUGGUGAAGCUGAACAAAAGGAGCAGCUGCAGGAUGUGGAAGACCAGGACGUAUCGUAACUCUAGCUGUACAGGUGGCAGUUCGGGGUGGGAAGGGGAGAUCUUUAGAAAUUUGCGUGACCCUUAAAAAAGCACGCACCGUAUGGUUACUUCAAAAUAAAGCAGCAGCAACAGCAGUGACAACAAAUUACAACAACAACAGAAUUAAUAAAUAAAUCGUUCAUUUCAUUCGGCAUUAUAUUACGUACACACACACACACAUACACACACACACAUAUAUAUAUAUACAUAUAUACGAUUGAGUUACAGAGCACGCAGAAAAUAACGAAACAAAAGGAAUCGCACCUUCCGGUAAAUAGAGAGACUGCAAAGCAUUUAGGAGAAAGGCACUUUUUAAUUGCCCCGUUUUUGCGUAUCGAGAGAAAAUACCGUAUUUGCACUUCGCAUGCGUUCGAUCGAAGUUACUUGCGGACGACGUCGAGAACGUCGAGCCGACGUCGAUGCCGGCGUCAGUCGGUAUCUAGCCUCGGCAAUUCAGAUUUGAUUCACAGUGAAUAAGAAUGAAUUAUGUGUCCUAUGUUUUGCAAUAAUGGAAGAGGAACAAAAAGGCGUAUAGAUUGCAUGACGUAAUGUAUCGGGAUAUAUUUACAUGUCUGUCCGUUCUUACAUCUCCACUUUACCUGGAGUUCUCCUCCUCCAAUCUCCUCCUUUUCGUUCCUCGCUUUUUUUACCGCGCCUAUUGUAAUUAUUAUAGUAUCUGUUAGCAUAUGCGUGUAAAUCAAUUUAAUUUGAGGAUAAUUCGCGCGUGUCUCCUCUCUUUCUCCCCCCGUGCUCUCCUCUCUCUUUACGGAAAUAAUGGCGGCGCCCUCAUUGUCAGUUGUCAAGACGGACCUCGCUUUCGAGCUUGUAUCCUGUAAUAAGAUGUACUUCCGACAAGAUCCGAUACGAUUGUAAUGUUAUAGUUAGCCGAAAAGAAAACAAAUUUAAAUGCAUGAAUUCUUGGCAUAGCCGAGCUGAGGAGAAGAGAAUGUGCUUACUUCGAUUGCCCUCUCCCUUCCCCCCUUCCCCACCCUCUGUACCUUGUCAAAUGCAAUAACGCUUGAUUUUGUGAGCUUUCGAAUGGAGACCGCGUCGCGAGAGAGUAAAUGUAAGCGAGAAGCGGUAAAGUGUAUCAUCGAAAUUUCUCUGACGGCGAUCUCUCGAUUUCCAGUCCCUUUACGCAUCUCUUCCGAGGCGAGUGCGUCCCAUCGCGUCAGCUCGAUGAGCAGCGUCGUGAUAAAAAAACAAGUGAAAAAAGAAAGAAGGGGAAAAAAUGAAAAAGAUUACGUUAUCGUAGGUGAGCCUUUUUAGCGCGUUACGUUACUCACAGCAAACAAAGUAACUAUCUAGCUAGUCUGUAAUGUGGUUGUACGUUUUCAUACGCCCGUUGUGUAAACUAAAUAUCGAUUGCUGUGGUAUAAGAACAGAAUAAAUGACUGUACCCCGACUUUUUCCACCCGCACAUUUACACACGCAAUUUACGCUCUAUAUAUAUAUAUAUAUAUACAUAUAUAUAUAUUAUAAAUAUAUUCAUAUUUCUCUAUCCUCGUCCUUCCCUUCCGGAUGGACGAUAGUCGGAAUCAGUAUUUGUAAUUAUCCAUUCGCCGAUUCAUCGACGAGCCAUUCCAUCGAUUUUUACGUUCAAACAUUCCAUUGUUCUUGUAAUGAAGAGUCUGUCGGGAUCGUAGAGAUUUACACAGUGAAAAAUAUCUUUUCUUCAGAUCGAUGAGGUAAGCUUAGCUAGUUGACCAUUUUACGCAUUAAACUUAUCUACUUAUUAUAUAGCUAGAAUUACCAAAAUCCAUUUAAGCUCACUCAGUUUUCUCGCUGAAUAACGUGAUGGAGAGGAGACGCCGAGUUUAAGCGCAGCAGAGAAGCGCGGCGUUGGACAACAACAUUGAAAGUUCGGCAUAAUCCGGCGAGAAAGAAACGCGGAUCGCAACCUCUUCGAGGAAGACGAAAAAGCAGAAAAUAAUUAGUGUCCAUCGUGCCCCUGUAUUUAGGUAUUGUAACGGUAAAAUUGAUAAUCAUGUUACAAACGACACACGUUACGAGAAAUAAUUCAAAAUAUCAACCGGCUCUCGUAAGUAAGUAAGUAUACUUGCGAAUGUAAUUGUAAGAACGUAAUAAAUAGGCUAAAGAGAAGGGAAAAAAAAACGAAAAAAAUAAUCUCGACGCGAGGGAUCAUCCGAGUAACUCGGGUAGGAUCAACUCGAGUAUAUGAUAUGAUCGAGUCGAUUAUAAUCGAGAAGAUUAAAUCGCGCGAAAACUGUGUGCAAGGUAAACAGAGCUCUAAAUUAAGAACUGCGGAGCGAGGCGGAUGUCGUCGUAGGCUGUAAAACGCACGCGCAUAUAUAUAUAAAUAUAUAAAUAUAUUUCUCAAGUACAUAGCAUGUAUUUGUGCGGCAAAGUGUUUUAAGGAAUUUAGCUACAUAAAAGCAAAUAAAGAAAGAAACGCGUCAGGUGGCAACGAAUGGUGGUAGCGAUCUCUGAACGCCGAUGAAUUAAUUAGCCCAAUCGAGCAAUAUCCGGUUAUACAUUCAUAAAUACGGACAUAAAUCAGAGACCAUAUCAUUUUAAAAUCUGGAAAUUUCAAACCACCUUUGAAUCUGUUCGAUUUCAUUGGUUUAAAUGACAAUUUAGCGUUACGAUUAAAUAAAAAUGCUUUUUUUCAUCAUCGUUCGGAGGAAUUAAUUUUACAUUUUUGGAUCCGCAUGCGUUCUUAACGCUCUGUGUUACAGUUGAUGCGAAUACACCGGAUACAAUCUUUUUUUCUGUAAAACCACACACAUGAAAGCUACAAAUAAAGUAAUUACGAAUC